Molecule: messenger RNA, 363 nt
Organism: Durusdinium trenchii
Lineage: Eukaryota; Dinophyceae; Suessiales; Symbiodiniaceae
Source: the annotation of a GenBank genome assembly
AUGGCUUCUGAGAAGACGUCAGAUUCGGAACUGACAAAGCUGUCAGAGCUUCUGGAAAAGGCAAAGCGUUCUGGCUAUGAUGAAUUCAAGUUUCUCGAGCCACCAUUUGUUAGUGAAGCUGAGCAUGCGACACUUGUGAGAGAAUCAGAGAUUGAGGACUUUGGCAAAGGAGCAGUGAACCUCAAGAUUCCUGUGCCAAAGAAAGUGAAGGAUGGUCGUCAGAGGGGUCGCACCUUGAUGCAGUUGCCGGCUCUGAAGAGUUGCAAUUUGAGCUACGCGGAAGUCUUUAACCUUGUGGUUGAAGAGGAUGCCGACAUUACCAAGUACUGUCGAUGGGUCAUGCAGACUUAUGGAAAGUCCUAA